Molecule: messenger RNA, 3294 nt
Organism: Australozyma saopauloensis
Lineage: Eukaryota; Fungi; Ascomycota; Pichiomycetes; Serinales; Metschnikowiaceae
Gene: ZCF20
Product: Zcf20p
Exons: 1
Coding region: 1-3294 (1097 amino acids)
Biological process (GO): regulation of DNA-templated transcription
Molecular function (GO): zinc ion binding; DNA-binding transcription factor activity, RNA polymerase II-specific
Source: RefSeq, a predicted model, not a curated record
AUGUCUCUGUCAAAAGAAAAAAGACAUCGGAAACGUGUUCCGGUAUCAUGUCUUAACUGCAAAAAAAGAAAGGUUAAGUGUGAUAAGCUGCGGCCCUGCUCCGGAUGUGUCAAGAACAAUGUGGGCCAUUUGUGUGUCUAUGUAGAGCCAGUCUGGGCCGAAAAUCUGGCUAAAAUUGCAUCUGAGGUCCCUGUAAAUGCACAGGAGACAGCAGUCGACAAACCGCUGUCGCUGGACAUGGAAACUACUAUCGCUAAACAGGCAAAUGAGUUGAAAUGUCUACGAGCACAGUUAGCCCACUUCAGGUCUCAGCCUCAAUCGCAACCCGAUAUUCAGGCUGUAGCCUCUGUUGAUGAACAACGGAGGAAUUUAUCAGCUUCCAAUGGUACUUUGGAUUCCCAAGCGAUGGUAAUUGUUUCUACUCAACUGCAGCUUGGACAAACCCUAGAAAAGAACCACACUGCAAUGUCUGUCUUGGGCAAAAUAAACCCUACAAGAAAGCACUCUAAUGUUCCAGUGCUCGUGGUAGACGACAUUUUUGAAAUGAAAAAUUUCGGCGUUUCUGGACAAGGCGACAAGAAAAAACCCACCCCUUCACCACUUGAACUUUACUCAUGGCUCAAUAUCAUUAGACUUGAUCCGCAACUCACAGCACUUUGGUAUAAAAUCACUAACUUGCAAAAAUCUUAUCACAUGUACAAACAAAGCUUGCGAAAACAAGGCACAGAUAACACCCUAUCUGCUACGGCAAACGAUGAUGCAUCAAACUGCAGUCAUCAAACUUGCCCAGUAGUCGCAUGCGAGUUUAAUACGAUGCUAGAAGAAUCUAAUAUUUCAAUUCCUAGAGAAUCGUCUAGUUCAGUCUCACCGCCUAGUUCGGACUCAACAAGCAGACUACGGCUCGAAGAUGAAGAUGCUGUUGACAUGCUAACCCUGCUACAAAAGUUGUGGUCAAAAGUAAAGACAAAAAUUACACCUCUGCAGCCUUUGAACUAUACUCAACUUAGUUUUUUAGUACAGUUUUACUUCGACAGGCUCGAUAGUGGAGCGCACAAGCAAAUCUUGCUGAAUAGCGAAAUUGACUCCAAAUAUCUUCUCAGAUCUUUUGAAACGCAAAUAAUGAGCUUGUUCGAGUGUUCAGGUGAUGAUAUCAGACUUAAUGUGGGAGUGUUCGCAUCUGAAAUGUCAGAUGAUGAUAUGAUGAAAACACUUAGAAUGAAGGCAAUUUACAUGUCUAUGUUGAGAAUUAUCGUGGAAGAAGCUGUUACAAGCUUGCGUUCUCAGUGUCUAGUUUCAAGUGAUGCUAUCAAUUUGCUUUCUACAAUCUUCCCAUCCGACUUUUUCUCUUCACCUCAGGAAAAUUCCAUUGUCACAGCACUUUCAGACAUCGUAGAGCUUCUUCGACGUGUCAGUGAGGCGAGAGUCUGCAAGAAGGAGCUCAAUAGUCUGUUGUCUUAUGUCGCCUUACUAGUUGCCACCUUGAACUGUUUAUUGCAGCACUACAACAAGAAUGAUUUGCAAUUGGAGAUUUUCGAAUCAUUUACUCAUGUGUUUGAAAUUCUCAUCAAUAAUAUUGUUUCAGAUGAUAAAUUGCAGUUGUGGUGUGAUCCUACCCAGAUAGUAUUUGAAGCCGAGGAUGACGACAAAAGCAAAAUACUUGAAUUAAGAGUGUUGUUUUGUCAACUAUGGAGUGACAUAGUGAGACUUAUUAACCAUGCAGUGAUGAACUUUAUACCUGUUUUGAAACAUUCUAAGCGUUUGGAAAAACAAGUCUACACUGUUCUAGAGAUUAUCGUUCUGGCAGAACGAGAGAACACACAUGCAAGGUUUUUGAGCUCAAUCAUGAGCGAGAACUCAAGAAACAUUGUGAAUACUUUGAAAGUUGGCUACUUGAUUAGUCGAACCCUGUUUACCUUGCUUAAUGGAGUUUAUGGUAAUCCCGCCAUGAGUCAGGUCACGAUCUCCAAAGUAUUCACUUUAGUGUCUGAAAUUUCGAUAAAAGGCGACGAUAUCUCGCUCACGAUGCUUCCUCUUAUCAAGUACUUUGAAAUAAGAUUGAUGCUUCAUUACUUGGAAUUGUUUCUCAUUACCAUUACUACUCAUCAGGCGGAAGAAUUGGGUGAUUCAAACUUGGUGACCAAAAUCAUCCCUGAACUCUUUUCGAAAUGUCUUGAUAUUAAUAAAUUCUUGCAGGGAAGUUGUGUUCAAUUCACCAAGACUGCCAAUUCUCUUUGCGUGUUAGCAAUGAUAGCAGAAGCUCUCGGUCGCAUGUCACAUCUAAUAGCUGGUCUAUUAAUUCGAUUCCGUACCGAGACUCAAACGAACAAGGGAUGUCCGGUCACUCAUUCGGAUACCAAAGACGUUCUAGUUUAUGGCCCUAAACUUAGUGCCCAGUCUCGCUUUACAAUUCCUGUCGAGACCAAAAACAAUAUCAUUGGAGAGACGGAUAAAACCAUGUAUCUACUUGAAACCAACGCUCCAAUCGACUGUGUUUUGAAGAAAACAAAGAUAUGGAAAUUCUACUCGACUUUCAUCAGAAAUUCUCACAAGAUGAACUCAGAGUCAUAUGCUAAGUUACACGCCGAGGCAUUCAAGUCUGGAAAAUUACUAAGCGUUUGUCCAGUGAUGCCCAGCUCAAAAUACCCUGUUUCGGCUACAAGAACAGAAGUGAGCGGGUGCCCUGUUGCCCAUGGCGAGAUGCUCGGAGGGUUGGACUCGAGAAGUUCGCGGGCUACAACACCGUCUUUGAGCAACAUUCUUCGGCCAAACCAGCCAGGGAUCACAAAAGGCUCGUUUUGCCCUGUAACUCACGCAGAUUCAAAUUCCAUUCAAACAAGCAUGUCCUCUAGAACCAACCUGACUCCCGGCAGCGGUCCAAUGGAUCAUCGCACAAAAAUCCGGAAACUUUCUUCUAGAUCUUCUUUUGCCUUCGAGACGGAAACGCCUUCGAAUGAAACAAGUCUUGCUUCAGAGGAUCGCGCUGCUAGCAACCCUAAAGCACAACAACAAAGACUUGAAAAUGUACUUAACUCUGAAAUGGUAUUCCCCAAUACCAGUCCCCGCUUCACACCUCCCUUGUUCCCAUACGCUUCUGCGAGCCUCGCACAAUCUCAGUCUAUUGGCAUGCCAAUGUCUCCAAGCUCAAUGACGCCGAAGCAGGAACUGCAAGCGGACAUAAUAGACUGGGAUAGCUUGCCUAAUUUUAAUUUUGACUUCAUGAGUGACGAGAGUCUCAUGCUGCAAGUCAAUAGUGGUGACAUCAACAGUCUCUUAUCGGAGGGUGUCUUUCUUUAA